Columba livia (rock pigeon) is the source of this 4519-nucleotide messenger RNA. RefSeq names its product beta-1,4-galactosyltransferase 1 (gene B4GALT1). The coding region runs from base 16 to 1197 and encodes 393 amino acids. Gene Ontology annotation, biological process: carbohydrate metabolic process; protein N-linked glycosylation. The transcript is spliced from 6 exons. Gene Ontology annotation, molecular function: beta-N-acetylglucosaminylglycopeptide beta-1,4-galactosyltransferase activity; cytoskeletal protein binding. NCBI's taxonomy places the organism in Eukaryota, Metazoa, Chordata, Aves, Columbiformes, Columbidae. The record is from RefSeq and is a predicted model, not a curated record. Gene Ontology annotation, cellular component: Golgi apparatus.
GAAUGCCAGCGGACGAUGGCGCGGAGGGUUCCGCCGCUGGCGGGCGACGGGAGGCUGAGGGCGGGGCGCGGGCGCGACACCGCCCCCAGGCGGGCGGAGCCACCGCCGCCCCCGCCCCGUCCCUGUCCCCCGUCGGCGGCGCGGCGCGGGGCGGGCGGCGCUCCCCGCCAGCGCAGCGGCAUGAAGGAGUCGUCGCUGCCCGGUACCUCGCUGCAGCGGGCCUGCUGCUUCCUCGUCGCUUUCUGCGCCCUCCACCUCUCGGCCACGCUGCUCUACUACCUGGCGGGCAACGCCUUGGGGCGGAUGGGCAAACCCGAGCCCCCGCCGCGCCGCGCGCCGCCCUCCAACCUCUCGUUGUCUCCCGCCGCCCGGCCGUCGGGCCUCUGCCCCGAGCCGUCCCCGCUGCUCGUUGGUGCGCUACAUGUGGAGUUUUCCCGGCCUGUGAACCUGGAAGAAGUGGCGAGAAUAAACCCAGAGGUCAAACCAGGAGGUCGUUUUGCUCCGAAGGACUGUAUAGCAGUUCAGAAAGUAGCAAUAAUCAUACCAUUCAGGAACCGAGAGGAGCACCUGAAGUACUGGCUUUAUUACCUACACCCAAUUCUCCAAAGGCAGCAACUAGAUUACGGAGUAUAUGUUAUCAAUCAGGAUGGAGAAGAAGAAUUUAACCGUGCUAAACUGCUGAAUAUAGGAUUCACAGAGGCUUUGAAAGAGUAUGACUACGAUUGCUUCGUGUUUAGUGACGUAGACCUCAUCCCAAUGGAUGACAGGAAUACCUACAAAUGUUACAGCCAGCCACGGCACCUCUCUGUAUCCAUGGAUAAAUUUGGAUUUCGGUUGCCUUACAACCAGUAUUUCGGAGGUGUGUCUGCCUUGAGCAAAGAGCAGUUCAGAAAGAUCAACGGGUUCCCAAACAAUUACUGGGGCUGGGGUGGUGAAGAUGAUGACAUUUAUAACAGGCUGGUGUUUAAAGGCAUGGGGAUAUCGCGUCCGGAUGCUGUCAUUGGGAAGUGCAGAAUGAUCCGUCAUUCCCGGGACCGCAAGAACGAACCCAACCCCGAAAGGUUUGACCGAAUUGCUCACACAAGGGAGACAAUGAGCUCUGAUGGCUUAAAUACAUUAUUCUACAAGGUGUUAAGAACUGACAAGUACCCUCUGUAUACAAAGAUCACAGUGGAUAUUGGCUCCCCAAAGAGCUAACAUCACAGACUCAAGAGAGACCUUGCCUAUGUUGCCCAGGACACUUGGCCUCACUGAUGCUUUAUAUCUGCUGGUUUUGUAACAGUUGCAAUGAACAAAAAAUAAGGGCCUCUUUUGGCAUGCCAAAGCGUCUUCAAAUUGUUUGGACAAGUGCUUUUUUUUUCAUUCCAAACUUGACUUUACACAACUUUCUAGCUCUCCAUUGUUUUGUAAGUCCACAAGCUGUACAUAAGAGUUGUAAAUAUUUAAUUUGCCAGAAAAUGUUGAAUCUGAUCUAUUUGCUGCAGUGCUCCCCAUGUUGAGUUAAUUGCUGGACCUAGAUUUUACUGAUUACAACUGUGAUGCAUCAGCAAUUACUGCCCAUUUUAUGUUGAUAUUUUAAAUGAGGUGGAUGAAACAUUCCUUUUAAUUCAUUCCUGGUUUUACUUUAUGAAGGACUUUAAAAUGCUGCUAGAAUUGUAUACGUUUACGCUUUGCGUUAGUGUUUUGUUUUUUGUUUUUUUUUAAUGGAGACAAUAUCUUUUCUUUUUUUCCUCAUAGUGACCAAAAUAGACAUCUUCUCUGUGUGCAGAGCAAGUGUUGAACAAUCAAGUCUGGAUUCAAUGACUGUCAUUAUUAUUUUUAGUCUCAAAGGCGGCUUUGAGUGAGUUGAGCCAGAGUUAGCCAGAAUUUGCCAGUGUGCUCCCUGCGUGAGGUGGGAGCUACACAGAUGGCAUCUAGAAAAACCACUGGCUUCAGAUAACCUUACAUCUGGAUAUAAUAGUGACUUUUUGCCUCAGCACAACACCAACCUGUUUUGUUUGGUUUUUUGUUGUUGUUGUUUGUUUGUUUUGGGGGGGGGAGUAGGGGAGUGGAGGUGAGGUGUUUUGUUGUUGUUUUUUUUUUUGGAAACAAAGAUGAAUUUAUUUAAUUGCAUGAUGAAAUUAUGGCCUUAAAAUGUGCUGACACUUGUUAACGGUGGUAGAAAGUUACUAUGCUAUUUAAACAUUGUCUGAAGCUUCCUAAGAACAUUUUUUUUCUUGCAAAGUCAUGCAUAAAACUUGAAUUCACAUAUUACUUUUGUUGUUGUAACAUUUUAAUAACUUUUAAAAGUAAUUUGUAUAUCAUCAUCAGUAUAUUUAAUACCAGAUUAAACUAGGGUGCAGCAUAAUAGAAUAUGAUUCAAGGCAUCCUUUAUCUUCAGACCGGUAGGCUUUUUAUGUGCAUCAUUAUAUAUAAGCCAUGUAUUAUAUUUGCUCUGCAUAUUUGUUCAUGAAGUCUCCUGCGGUGCUGAGGUAUUCACAGCAGGGCUGACACCUAAUCUAUUUGUCUUCACCUAAAGGCUGUUAAAAUACAUGUCCUCUGUCGGGAAACUCCUUUCUGAUUUUCUCGGGCUUUAAGGGACAUGCACGUUUUGGAGUACUACUUUUUGUCAGUGCACCAGAGCACUCACUACCUGUAUGUACAGACACCCGUCUUUUCCUUCCAGUGACCAUACGAACACCUCAAGUGCUGACACCCUCAGAGCUGGUUUAAGCGAUUAAAGCUCUCAGCCAGAUCUAAGAACUUAAUUCCUUCUGGGAAGUACUUUGCCACCAGCUCUGACCACAGCAAUUUGCACUUCCUUGGCCUGUGCUGAAGGCUGUUGAAAUCAGGGACACUGCUCCUGUUAUUGGGGAUCAUCUUCAGCACUGCCUCUUUUCUUUUUUUUCUCGCCCCCCUCCCUUUCUUUUUUUGUGGGUGGGUUUUUUGUUUUGGGUUUUGUUUUGGUGUUUUUGGGGUUUUUUUUGUUGAUUGGUUGGUUUGGGCUUGGGUUUUUUUUUGUUUGGCUUUGUGUUUCUUUUUGUUUUGUUUUGUUUUCUGUUGCUGAGACCUGAAGGUUUUGCUGAACCCUUGCGCUGCAGGGGUGGGAUCCUGCAGGGGCCGGGGCGACAGUGCGUUUCUUCUUAGGCCAGCAGUGGCUCAAACUAUGCACGGAGAUGUUAAUUAAUAGGGAGACAUCUAGCUGACUUUUCAGUCUCACUUCCAAAAAGUGUUCCACCUCCUUCACUUAAAAGGUGUUGCUAUCCAAACGUGCUGGUCCAGUCGUGCUGGGGGCCAGUGAAGUUGGGCUUGCAUGGAGCAUGAGCGAAACACAGGGAAGCAGCCUUGUGUCUAAGAGCUGCUUUCUUGGGCUUCUUGUUGCAUAAAAAUAUUGCACGUUUUUGGCAGGUCAAGCUCCAGCUCUUAGAUGCUAAGGGGUACAAUAAUUUUUUCAAAGGUGCCUUAGAAGCAGGGCUCCACUCCUACAGGUGGCAGAUCGGCAUCAAAACCCAUUGAGGCUCCACUGAAAUCCCAGCUCUUUGCAGAGAGCACCUGGCUAUUGUGCUGAGCCUUUUAUAAGUUGAAGAAUUGGGACCUUCAGCUAUAGCAGUGUCUGUCUGCUAACAGGCUAUGCAAAGGGGCUACCUGUUGUAAUUGAUUUGUUGUUUGGUUUGGGGGUUUUAAAAAUUUUUUGUCUGUUUGUGUGUUCGGGGUGUUUUUUUGUUUUGUUUUUUUUUUUUUAAAACUUGCCUUAGGAUUCUCUGAAGAUUAGAAAAACUUUAGUGUAACAACUCAUUAUCUCGCUGUACGCCGAAAUCAUUGAAUGUCAUGGAGGUGGUGUGAAUGCUUGUUUCUGGCUCUUGCAAUCAAAGGUUUCUACAUAGGUGCCUUGAAAGAGGGUAGAAGUGGAAACUGGAAAACCAGGAAACCUGAAAAACAUUUUCAGCAGAGAGAUGUUAGCGGUGCAAGAAGCUGCCGCUUAGUUUCUCUUCCACUGCUAAAGCCACAAGCCAUGUGAAAGACGAAGCUGCCUUUCGUCACUUUUUUCACCCUUCGGUGCUGACCUGUGAUUUCCACAUCUCUUUGUCCCUGUGUAAACUGUGUUGGUUGAACUCACAAAAUGCCCUUGACUCAACCUGGCCAUGAAAUUUCUCUCCCUGGGAUUUUUGGGGGCCUUUUACACAAACGCUCAUGUUGCACAGAAGUGAAUUCUGGCCAUGACCUGUGGUUGGUGGUGGUUUUUCCUCUGCCGUACCAGUAGGAACAUUCAAAAUGAUACUGUGUGCGUAAUGGUUGAAACCCAGGACAAAUGGCUGCAUAGGAAAUGCUAGUGCUCGCUUUCUUUGGGAUUACUGUUUGCUUGUUAGGAUGAGGGAGGGUCCUGGCAUGCAGCUUUUUCCCUUGGAUGUUCCUUGUGUACUGGUCUUGUGCGUUUCCUGUAGAUGAUUUUGCUUUUGCAUUUUUAUCGUUUAUAUAUCAACGGGUGUAUAAUCCAAUGUCCCUACUUUGCUAUUGAUGUCAAAUAAAGUAUUUUCAGUUA